This is a messenger RNA of Toxoplasma gondii ME49, 4494 nucleotides long. RefSeq names its product inorganic anion transporter, sulfate permease (SulP) family protein. Bases 1 to 4494 code for a protein of 1497 amino acids. Gene Ontology annotation, cellular component: membrane. NCBI's taxonomy places the organism in Eukaryota, Apicomplexa, Conoidasida, Eucoccidiorida, Sarcocystidae. The transcript is spliced from 10 exons. The record is from RefSeq and is a predicted model, not a curated record.
AUGGAAAAUCAAGAGACGUCCGAGUCUCCGACUCGCCUUGCGCCUCUGUUCCCCUCCGACCAGAAAUCGACUGCUUCCGAGGCGAGUUCUGCAGAGGCUUCCUCCUCUCACUUCCCCUCAGGCGUCGUGUCUCCGUCUGGCCUAACCGCCGCGGGUCCGCCGCUGUUCUUCUCCAGCGCCGUGCAUGAAAAUUCUCUGUCGCACUCUCGCCUGACUCCCCUGUCUGACGGCGGCGGUCGCGGGACCGCUCGCGGGAUUCAGGAGCCUCAGCGGUCCGCGUCGCCUUCGCUGCGUCUGCCCGGAGCACGACCCCAGGCUCCCGAGUCGCCUGCAUCGCGCCACAGCCCAGGCGCCCUCCAACUUUCUCCCGGCUCCCCGCGGCGACAAGCCACCUCGGCGCCAUCGCCUUCAGUCUCACAUGGCUCAGGUCUGUCGACACAGAGGCGACCGCCGCGGCAGUCUGCGCGACCCGGAACGGAGCAGAGACAGCAGCUGUCCCCAGGAGAAGCCACAAGUCCAGCGACAUGGAGGUCCGGCAACCGAGGAGGCAAAGAGGACGCUCUGAGGCAGGCGUCUCCGUCGCAGGCGCGAGCGAGCAGCGCGUCUCGUGUGUCUCCGCGAAUCGUCGGCGUGUACGCGGCGUCUGUGACGAACGCCACAGGCGGCGCAAACGCGAAGAAACGAGGACUCAAGCUGUCGGAGGACGGCGGUGCUUUUGGCGACGAGACACGGAUUCCUCAGGCGGAAAGUGGAAGGCAGCGGCUGGACAGAGAAGGCGCCGCAACAGAGGGUGACGUAGAGCCUCGGACGACGGGUGACGCGCACCCGAGAGCCGCCAGGCCGGCGUUGGGCCUUGCGACUUCUUCAGGCGACGGAAAGUCCCCAAGAGGCUCGCGUGUCUGUACAGCAGGAAAGACGGGAGGCGAACGCGGCGAGGAGGACUGCGAGAGAGUUGAGGAAAGUCAAGAUGCGCCCCGAGCGACACCCGGCGCAGACAGCGGACCCAGCUACAAAGCAGGAGCGAUCCGCCAACAGCCGGGAUCCCCCGAAACCUUUCAGCUGAUGCCCGUUGUGGGGGACCGAGCAAUUGCGACCGGGGCGAGGAAAAGGAAGAAAAAGAAGUCAGCCUUCAGACGCCGAAGCGCCGACGGCGGAGAACGACCGGAGAAACCGCCGGUCGGGAAAGGCGGAUCGCUUUUCCUCCACCCUGCUCUGGGCGACGACUCAGAAGAACACUCAAGGCCAGGCGAAGACGAGGGCCAUCCGACCUCGGCGCUCUGCUCGACAGAGUGCUGCGGACUCUUUUGGCGACGGAGGUGGCACGCAAUGAAGGGAGGCUUCUGGGGCUGGGGCUUCACCAAUCGACCGAGGGAAGGCCCGCGCUACUACCUGAGCGAAAUCUUCGCGGCUCUCAUCAUCGCGCUGACUCAAGUUCCAGAAGCAGCUUCGUUCGCCAUGAUGGCGAAUUUGCCUCCUGCCAUCGGCGUGCACAGUGCCUGGCUCAUCGGCCUCUUCGCCUGCGGCCUCGGCGGACGGCCAGGGAUGAUUAACGGUGUCACAGGCUCGUUUGCAGCGACGAUUGCGGCGUAUGUGACGCGCAGGUGUGCAGAGUCUGCAUGCACGUACGAGGGCGUGGAGACGCUGGUGGCGUCGGUGUUUCUGGCAGGACUGAUUUUGAUGAUCUUCGCGUACAGCCGCCUGGCAUGUCUCGUCCAGCUGAUUCCUGCGUCCGUCACGAUUGGGUUCUGUAACGGCAUCGCCAUCAUCAUCUUCCUGGCGCAACUUCAGAUUUUCAAAGAUCCCUCAACAGGCGCCUACAUCACGGGCAACCGCGCAGCCUGGAUGGCUGGCGAAUGUUGUCUAGCCGCAGUCAUCAUGGAGGGCUGGAAAAAGGUUCCUUUUGUGGGGAAGCUGCUGCCCGGGUCUUUGAUUUCCAUGGUGGCUGCGGGAUUGGUAGAGUUUCUUGUCGCGCGGCCGCUGUUCGACACAAAGACGCCGACGAUCGGAGAAGUUGCGGAACUGACUGCAAACUCUGCGCUGCCCUCGCCUUUUUUUGCCCAGUCUCACUUGGACUUCAAAAGCAAUGUGCAAGUGCACAGAGCAAUCAUGCAAGGAGUGAUGUUGGCCGUCGUCGCGAUUCUCGAGACGCUGAUGACUGUCGAGGUGGUGGACAUUUACGCGGCGCAGGCGGCGUUGCCUCCGGAGCCGCCUGCGGCAUGUUCUGGAAAGCGGGAGGCGCUUCUCGGGCGUCUGCUCCCGCGCCUCAAAGGGCCGUCGCAGCCGCCGCAGACCCCCGCGGAGGCGGGGUAUCCUGGCGUCUUUUCUCCGGCGUCAUCAGGCGACAAAUUCGGCUUAUAUAACGGUGUGGCGAGUGCGGGAGGUCGCGAGGCAGGGGAAGAAGAGGAGGGCGCCGAGGGGAGAUGCCCGAACGCAAAGCUGCGAGGGAGUAGCAGCCGCGAGUUCGGGGAAAACAGAGACUGCGACGGGAUGUCGUCGGGGGGAUUUGACACCAAGCAGCUGCGGCGAGGCGUCUCUUCAGAAAACACCUCGCGAGGGUCCGCAAGUCUGUCCCCACGGGCUUCGCCUCGAACGGAGAGAGACAGUCUUCAGGAGGAAAGAGAGACAAAAAGGAUUCAGAUGCCGGCCGAGUUGCCCUCGCGCAAGGCCGAGAGAGUCCGAGGCGGUGCCGACGGUCCGAAGGACGGACGAAAAUCUCCCGAGCUCUCCAGCGGCGCCUCUUCACCUUCUCGGCAGCUCUUUCUUCACGGAGAAAAUAGUGAAAUGCAGAGUGAACUGCGGAGUGGACGCGUGUCUUCCUGUUCUUCGCGGUCGUUCUCCGGCCCGCAUGCGGUGUCUGUACAGGCGAGACGAGGAGGCGAGGAGACGACGGUAGAAGAGAAGAGCGAGGUCUUUUCGCGGGAGGCGUUCGCGGUCCGUGUAGACAGAGAGGCGGGUGCUGGCCGGCGCGACGCUUCGGAUAUGGGACUGCGAGCGGGGAGUAUGGCGACGAGAGCGGGGAGUAUGGCGACGAGAGCGGGAGGAACGCAGGAGCACUCGGCGUUGCUCUGGGAGAACCCGAACAGGGAGGACGACGAGAGAACCGAUGUGGCGUCGGGACUUGGAGAGUUGGAGUCGCGGCGAGCGAACCGCGGAGAGGAAGGACUCGACGAAGCGGAGGGAGAAAAGGAACGGAGAAAGCCUGCUGUGAAAGGAGACGGCGACCAACAGAUUUGGGCUGCGGGAGUCGCAAACAUCGUCUGCGCGUUCUUCGGAGGCAUGGGUGGAGGCGCCAUGAUUGGACUGUCUGUCAUGAACCUCCGAAGCGGUGGGAAGGGCAAGGAAUCCGGGUUUCUGCAUGCAGUGUUCGUCUUCGUGUUGAUCGCGGGGGCGUACAAGGUUCUGAAUUUUUUGCCGAUUGCCGCGCUGGCGGGGAUCAUGUUUUGCGUCGCGUUCCACACCUUCAAGUGGUUCUCGCUGCCGAUGGUCGUCGCCAGUUUCCUCCCAGAAACGCUCCGUUGGAAGCAUCCUUGUCUGGUGCAAAAGAUCACGCGGGCAGACGCCAUCAUCGUCGUCAUCGUGACCCUCUGCUGCAAAUUCCUGAACGUUGCGCUGGCAGCGGGCAUUGGAAUUUUCAUCGCGGCACUCGUCUUCGCCUGGGAGGCCAAUCGACGCUUCUGCGUGGAGGCUGCAGAAGACGAAAAGAGACAAAUCAAGUACUACGAGGUCCAAGGCCCCCUCUGCUUCAGCACCGCCCACAAGUUCGAGAGCGCCUUCAACUACGACGAGGAUCCGCCCACCGUCAUGUGCAUGCUGAGCGGCAGCACGCGAUUAUUUGACUAUAGUGCGAUGGCCAGCAUGAAUGCUGUCAGCCGCGGAUACCUGCGCAGAGGCAAGACGCUGCAUUUCAAGGGCAUGAGCCAUGGAUGUCUGAACAUGAUGGCGAAGGCGAACCAUUUGAUGCAGCACAUGGACUACGAGUUGAUCGAGUUGGAAGUCCCGCCGAUUCAUAACCUGGUGGAGGUCCAUCCAGACGACGACCGUGAGUCCGCGCUCGCAGAGUCGCUUUUCGCGCCUUCCCAUGCAGCCUCGCGGACGUCUUUCUCUCGGAAGCAGGGGCAGGCUGCGUUUGCCUCUCGAGCCGUGGACUCCUUGCCCAGACACACCUCGUCUUCUCUCUCCCGCGUGCUCACAGGCUCGGGACAGCAGCAGCCCUCUGCAGACGUGAGCGAGGGUCGCAGCGAGAAGCGCUGGGUCCUGGAGAGACAGGAGACACCUGUCUGCGUCCCCGACGACGCGUCGCAGAAGUGCGUCUUCAAGCGCCAGGGCGAGUCGGAGGCGUCCAAACGCACUGCAUGCGAAACGACCGCCGGCGCGAGUUUAUCUUUCUCCCUCUUUGUCGGCGGCCCCGGGGACUUGCAGGCGCACGACGAGGAGACAGAGAGCGCGCCGGGCGGGGAACGAGGGAGGAGGUCAAACGCGAGAAGAGUCGACUGA